GGGGGAGGCUGAGCGGAGCCCGCCCCUGGGAACAGGCUGCCAAGCCCGGUGUCCGCCGGCAUCCCGCCCCGGAGGAGCCACGCACGUCUCACCGAGUCAGCCUGUCCCCCAGGCCCCUACGGGGGGUGCCCCAGCACCCCGGGGCUCCCAGCAUCUUCACCCAGCACCAGCAGCCGCGCAACAGAGACCCCAGGAGCGUCGCUGAGGCGCGCAGGACGGAACAGCCUCGUACCGGGAAGCCAACACCCCGCUGCCUCCUCUUACCACAGGUGGCCGCCAGGUGGCGGCGGCGGCGCAGAUCAGGGUGUGCGCACGAUACCCUGGGAGUUGUAGUUCGCCAGGCUGGGCGGCGCCGAGCAUCCUGGGAAUUGUAGUCGCAGUCACGAGCACGACCCGCGCAGGCGCAAACCGACAGCCGCUUCCGGGUUCAGGCGCGGCGUUUUGCCGAGGGAGAAAAACCCCGAGGAGGGGGCGGCCGGGGGUGGCGAUGGCUACCUACAGCCUGGCCAACGAGAGGCUCCGCGCGCUGGAGGACAUCGAACGGGAGAUCGGCGCCAUUCUCCAGAAUGCAGGUACCGUGAUCCUGGAGCUGUCCAAGGAGAAGACCAACGAGCGGCUGCUGGACCGGCAGGCGGCGGCCUUCACGGCGUCGGUGCAGCACGUGGAGGCCGAGCUGUCGGGGCAAAUCCGCUACCUCACCCAGGUAGCCACCGGGCAGCCCCAUGAGGGCUCCAGCUACUCUUCGAGGAAGGACUGCCAGAUGGCCCUGAAGCGAGUGGACUACGCCCGUCUCAAGCUCAGCGAUGUGGCCCGAACCUGUGAGCAGAUGCUGGAAAACUAGGCCGACCAGCUAGAGCGAGAACUUGGAAGAACGCCACCACCAGCACCGGGGACAAAGAGACCUGUGGCGUGGGACAUCAGGGCUGCCACUUUGGGCCCAGCUGGGCAGGGUGUAGGGGGCAGAAGGUGGGGAUGGAGACACUUGAAGAUCAGGCGGCCUGACUCCUCCCACAGGUGCUCCUGCAGGUGCGCCAGGAAGUGCUGACAAGCUCAGACAGAGUCUAUCAGACUGCCAGCACACUUCCUCCAACGCCCCGUGCCCUACCCCAGGCUUCUGUAGACUGGACCAGCGAAGGCACAUGCUUCUUCAUGGAAAGAGACAAAAGCAGAACCAGGGGUUUUAAUUUAAAAAAAAAACAACA
Messenger RNA from Lutra lutra (Eurasian river otter), 1202 nucleotides. It is a transcript of the gene MED11, whose product is annotated as mediator complex subunit 11. Gene Ontology annotation, molecular function: transcription coregulator activity. Gene Ontology annotation, biological process: regulation of transcription by RNA polymerase II. The record is from RefSeq and is a predicted model, not a curated record. NCBI's taxonomy places the organism in Eukaryota, Metazoa, Chordata, Mammalia, Carnivora, Mustelidae. Gene Ontology annotation, cellular component: mediator complex. The coding region runs from base 488 to 841 and encodes 117 amino acids. The transcript has 3 exons.